AUGGCUUGGCUAUCCACCGAGGACAACAAUUCGGAGUCAAAAAGAGCCAGGAAAGAAGCCCCACAGUUGCUAAGCUUCUCGGACAAAGAUAAGAUUGGAACCAUUCAACCCAAUGAUGAUGCUCUGGUGGUCACACUUAGGAUAGGGGGAUACGACGUGAAGAGAGUAAGUGUUGUCGAGAUCAUGUACCCUCACUUGUAUAAGGGGCUGAAUUUAAAACCCGAGGCCCUAACGGCGUACGAUUGCCCUCUAGUAAGUUUCAAGGGAAAAAUUGUUACUCCAAGAGGCCAGAUUAGACUGUCCAUACAGACCAGUUCGGACGUGGUGGAAGUGGAUUUCAUUGUGGUGGACGCUUAUUCACCCUACACAACUAUUGUGGCUAGACUUUGGCUUCAUGCCUUAGAAGCUGUCUCUUCUACCCUGCACUAG
Molecule: messenger RNA, 429 nt
Organism: Quercus robur (English oak)
Lineage: Eukaryota; Viridiplantae; Streptophyta; Magnoliopsida; Fagales; Fagaceae
Exons: 1
Coding region: 1-429 (142 amino acids)
Source: RefSeq, a predicted model, not a curated record